AUGGCAGUCAUGUACAUCACCCUGCAGCUCUUGCUCAAGCUUUUUGGGGCUGUUUCUAAAACUUUUCUCAACUGGAUAACUCUCUGCAUUGAGUUUCCUGUCAUCUGCUGGGCCAUUUUUGCCCUGUAUCAUCUGGUUAAGGAUGACAAUGCUGUCCCUGUUUAUGUCAUAAACCUCCUCAUUUCAGACAUCCUCCAGCACAUUGGUAGAUUUUGCAUACUGAUUCCUGACCUAAGCCCGCAGGUCGAAAAUACAUUCUAUUUCAUUUGCGUGAUUGGUGUACUAUCCAGUGUUGUGUUCAUGGUGUGCAUCGCUCUGGAGAGGUACCUUGCGAUCGUCCAUCCUCUGUGGUACCGUUAUCGCCGCACCGUCAGACACUCAGUUCUGAUGUCUCUGAUUGCCUGGGUGUCUCCUUUUAUACUGGCUCUGCUGGGUGGAAUUGCCAGUUAUUGUUCUGGACAUAUAAAAAACACAUAUUUGACAUUAUGUAUCUUCCUUAUUCUUCCAUUCCCUCUUCUUGUGUUUUUCUUGGUGGCCACAUGGAGAGCUCUCUCCCGCUCCACCUCAGUGCCCGUCACAGAGAGGAAAAGGAUUCUGUGCACAUUGCUCCUUGUCCUGGGCAACUAUGCAGUGCUGUUCUUUCCCUCCAUACUGUUUUCUUUGAUUGGAUCAGUGUCAAAAGACUGA
This is a messenger RNA of Megalops cyprinoides (Indo-Pacific tarpon), 687 nucleotides long. Its product is annotated as psychosine receptor-like. NCBI's taxonomy places the organism in Eukaryota, Metazoa, Chordata, Actinopteri, Elopiformes, Megalopidae. Bases 1 to 687 code for a protein of 228 amino acids. Gene Ontology annotation, cellular component: membrane. Gene Ontology annotation, molecular function: G protein-coupled receptor activity. Gene Ontology annotation, biological process: phospholipase C-activating G protein-coupled receptor signaling pathway; positive regulation of Rho protein signal transduction. The transcript is spliced from 3 exons. The record is from RefSeq and is a predicted model, not a curated record.